Drosophila subobscura is the source of this 2121-nucleotide messenger RNA. Its product is annotated as serine/arginine repetitive matrix protein 2. The coding region runs from base 408 to 1856 and encodes 482 amino acids. NCBI's taxonomy places the organism in Eukaryota, Metazoa, Arthropoda, Insecta, Diptera, Drosophilidae. The record is from RefSeq and is a predicted model, not a curated record. The transcript has 6 exons.
UAUCGUUGAUUUUGUAGCGUCAAGAAAACUCAGAUUUCAUCAGAAUAAACAUAUCUUAUCGCAUUCAAACAACUGUACGAGCCAAAUUCUACAAACAAAUAGUUACUUGGAAAAGUAAUCAAACCGAAACAGACUACAUUUCUAUCUGGAAAAAGUGCGUGUAAAUUGAGACUUUAUCGGAGAUUAUUUGCGCCUGUGUUGGUAAUAUUCACGCAUCAGCGUGGGACAUUGCCAUUUAACGCUUCAGCAAGGAACUGGAAACGCCAAACGGAGUCGCAAGUUUGCAAACCAAGUUUCAACCUCAACGCACACACAGUCUAACUGUUAACGGAAAUCAGUGAUCGAUAAACCAACCAAGUUGCAGAUUUAUUAAUUAAACACAAAAUACUACAAAGAACAAACUGAAAAUGGUUCAGACCGGAAUAUCGUUAAACGAACGCUUCACCCAGAUGCAAUCCAGACAGAAGCUGGAGCAGCAGGCAGUUAAUGCACGUGGACGUCGGAGCCGCUCUCAGAGCCGCAGCCGCAGGAUUGUGGACAGCAAUGCGGCCAUUCCAGUCGUUUCGGCGGCCAAUUCCCGCCUGCUGCAGGAGUUCAAGCGGAAGCACACCGUGCAGACGGCCCUCAAACUGAAGCGCAGAAGCUUACGGAACACUGGCGGCGGCGUACGCGGAGCACGCGUGGGCGGCAUCAAAUCGGUGCGCCUGGCCCCCAAUGGAAAGCCCAUGCGGUCGAACAAUGUGACCCGGGUAGCAACGAUGCGUGCCGAUCUCAUCGCCAACAGCAAUCUGACACGUCGUCGCAGCGGCAGCAGCACACGUCGCUCCUCCUCGGCAGUGGGCGGCCUUCGCCAGCGUCUGGGCAACCGUCGGCCCUCUGUGGGUGGCGCCUCCGAGCGUGUGGAGCGACAUCAGCGACAGCUGAUUAAACAGCAGCAGCAGCAGCAGUAUCAUAUUCAGCAGGCCAGUGGACGCUCACGCAGCCGUUCCCGUUCUCGCCUUCCCCAAGUAAACGCUCGCAAUGACCGCUCUCGCUCGCAGAGUCGCGGACGCAGCGCCGGCCCUCAGUUUAAUCGCACACGCUCGCAGAGUCGCACUCGUGGAGGACGCGAUCGUCGCCAGCAGUCGGGUACUAGGGCUGGACAACAAGCACCCCGUGUUUCGGUCAAGCAGCGUCUGGGUGUGCGGCCAGGCCAGGGCAGGGGCGGUGCUGGAGCUGGAGCUAGAACCAGAGCGGGAGCUAACCAGGCCAAGAAUCAACGCCGUGCACCGAGCAAACUUCGUGGCGUAGCCGGCGGGCGGGUGGAGAAGCGUCGCAAUGCCAAUCCACCGCAGAAGGGAGUUUCAGCUUCCCUCGCCGGACGACGAGGACGUCCACGUGGAAGAUCUGCUGCUAGGACCGCCGCUGCUGCUGGGGGAGGUGCUGCUUCGGGCUCCAAUGGAGCCUCCACACGUCGCUCGCGCUCACGCAAUCGCCCUGCUGCCGCUGCUGUCGCUGCUGCCGCCGCUACCCCGGGAAGGGCCAACAACACACGCAACCGCCGAGGCCGCAGCGCUGGCGCUGCCAAAGGUCCGGGUGCCAAGGGGGCCGCCGCCAACAAAAAUGGUAACAGAAACAAUAGCAAAAGCAAUGCCAGCAAAGGCAAGACCAACAAGGGCCGCGCAGGAGGUGUUGGAAAGCCAGGGCCACAACAGCAACAGGCUCGUCGGGGACGCAGUCGUACUCGUGCUGGUCGUCAGGCUGCAGGUAAAGGCAAGGGAGUCCCACGGGAAGAGGUUAAACGCGAGGAUCUGGACAAAGAGCUGGAUCAGUACAUGUCCACCACCAAAUCCGAAAUGGAUUAUUUGCUAAAGUAAACUCGACUCGUCGUUCUACCAAAGAAGUAGGGAGGCAGAAUCAAAGGAUUCAAUGAUAGAAUAAAAGCAGCAACCACCGGCUUAAGCAGUUUAUGUUUCUCUUAGUUUAAUAAGUUACCAACUAGUUUAUAAUUAUUUUUAAUCCGAUAUACUAAAAAAGAAGCGCUGCCAGAUGCACGCAGACAUUUAUGUUCUCUAAAGGAAAGCUAAGUUUUGUAAGUUUUUCGUGUAAAUAUACUAUGACAUAACUAUGACUGUAAGUUAA